AAGUUAUUAAAAAUUGAUUCAGCGAUACAGCACAGCAUUAUAGCAAAUAGUUUCCCUAUAAAUUUUCAAUUUGAUGAAAAACUGAUGUAAAGAAAAUCUUUUUAAUAUGCCGUUAGCAAAUUUGGGCGAGCCAUGGAAUCAGCACACCGAAACAGAGUCCCAGUCUGGUGAUCCUGAUGAACAGGCAAACAGUGAAGAUGCAGGUCCUGCAGAGGGAGAACAUGAAAUUGAAUUGGGAGAGGUUGUCAGAAAUGGACAUGAAAAAGCAGAUCCCUCCCAAUUUGAAUUACUCAAAGUACUGGGCGAAGGUUCAUUUGGUAAAGUUUUUCUUGCCCGCAAAGUAGUAGGAACUGAUGCUGGCAUUCUUUAUGCCAUGAAGGUACUGAAGAAGGCUACCCUCAGAGUUAGGGACCGUCACAGAACCAAGAUGGAGAGAAAUAUACUGGUUGAUGUUGAACAUCCUUUCAUAGUCAAGUUGCAUUAUGCUUUCCAAACUGAAGGAAAACUGUAUUUGAUAUUGGAUUUCCUCCGGGGAGGGGAUCUUUUCUCCAGACUGAGCAAAGAGGUUAUGUUUACCGAAGAGGAUGUUAAGUUUUAUCUGGCCGAAUUGGCUUUAGCGUUGAACCACUUGCACUCUCUAGGAAUUAUUUACCGAGAUUUGAAGCCCGAAAAUGUGCUAUUAGAUGCCGAUGGGCAUAUAGCUCUGACGGAUUUCGGGUUAUCAAAGCUGCCUUUGGAAGAAGGAAAAACUUACAGUUUUUGUGGGACAGUGGAGUACAUGGCGCCCGAGGUCGUCAACCGUAAAGGGCACACGUUCGCUGCCGAUUGGUGGUCGUUCGGCGUGCUGAUGUUCGAGAUGCUGACCGGUGCGCUGCCCUUCCAGGGCGCCAACAGGCGCGACACCAUGACGCAGAUUCUCAAGGCCAAGCUGACGAUGCCGAGCGAUCUGAGCGCCGAGGCGCAGAGUCUGCUGCGCGUGCUGUUCAAGCGCAAUCCCGCCAAUAGGGUGGGGGCAGGUCCGGGCGGCAUCGACGACCUCAAGAAUCACGAAUUCUUCGCCACCAUCGACUUCGACGCUUUGGCGGCCAAACGGAUCCGGCCCCCGUUCCAGCCGACGGUGAGCGGGCCGGAGGACGCCUACUUCGAUUCGGAGUUCACCAGCAAGACGCCGAGGGAUUCGCCUGGGGUGCCUGCCAGCGCCAAUGCUCACGAGCUGUUCAGAGGAUUCAGUUUCGUAGCGCCCUGUCUGCUAGAGAACGGCAACCUGCCGAAGAAAAUGGAGACCCCCAUGAAUUCGGUGAGGACUUGCGAUCGCAAUUUCUUCGACGACUACCAUCUGAUGGACACCAUCGGUGGUGGCAGCUACAGCAUCUGCAAAUUGGCCAAGCAUAAAACGACCGGGCAGCAAUACGCAGUCAAGGUGGUGUACAAAUCGUUUUUCGACUGCAGAGAAGAAGUGGAAAUUUUACAGAGGUACAGCAAGCAUCCGGGAAUAGUGACUUUGAAGAGCGUUUACGAAGACGAGACGAAAGUGUAUAUGGUGCAACAAUUUCUCAAGGGAGGGGAUUUACUAGAUUACAUGAUGAUCAAGGUUUGCUUGUCAGAACCAGAAGCAGCGGCAGUGUUGAAAACGUUGGCUUCAACAGUGGCGUAUUUGCACGAAAACGGCGUCGUGCAUAGAGAUUUGAAGCCGGAAAAUAUUCUAUUUGCUUCCGAAGACUUGUCUUUGGAAAGCGUAACAAUCUGUGAUAUGGGUUUUGCCAAACAGUUGCGUGCGGAAAACGGUCUUUUGAUGACGCCCUGCUACACGGCUAACUUCGUGGCGCCCGAGGUGCUGAAAAGGCAGGGCUACGACGCCGCGUGCGACAUCUGGUCGUUGGGCGUCGUCCUCUACAUCAUGCUGUCUGGCAGGAGCCCGUUCAGCACCAGGGCCAACGACAGCCCGCAGAAGAUCCUGCAGAGGAUCAGCAGCGGCAAGCUCGACAUGCAGCACCAACUGGUCGAAGAUAUCCCCCGAAGCCAAGCAGCUGGUGUCGGAGAUGCUGCACACGGCGCCCCAAAGGCGGCCGACCGCCGCCCAGCUGGCCGAGCACCCGUGGGUGGCGUCGCGGGCGGCGGAGUACCGCCCGCGGCCCGCGGAGAAGGGCGGCGUGCAGAGGCAGAAGCCGCCCCUCGCGGCGGGCAAGGAGCACCUCAAAGAGACCGUGGCCGCCACGUUCAGGGCCAUCGCCACGUCGCCGCAGAUAGCCCAUUUGGGGCCGGUAGCGAUGUCCGAGCUGGCCAGGCGGAGGUUCAGAGACAAGGCGCUGAACAGAUUGCAAGACGAGGCGCGAAAGGAAUACUGAAACGGCGUCCUUGUCUUAUUGUUCCUCCUUUGCUGCCAAAGUCCCACCUGAGCCUCAACGCAAAAGGUCACUGGACCGUUGCUCGGGUUCCUUGAGGAACCGUGUUUGUUUCGAUAGGUCAUAGAAACCGGUAUAGGCUUAGACCGUUCAGGAUCUCGCUUCAUCCCAAUGGACACCUACCAAUAGGUAAAACAUGCCUAACUAUCGAUUUAUUGCUGAGUCAUCGCAACGUCAGAUGAUGACCUUGAAAUCCGCCAAUAUUGACAAUAGUUGAGUUCAAUAUUGACAUCAGACUGUUUAAUCCUCUUAGAACGAUAUACCUAUUAAUGAACAAUAUAGACAAUCUCUAUCUGUUUCUAUAGCGCAAAAGAAAGCCGUUUUUUGAAGACAAAUAUCUGACACAUCAUCGUGACAUCUAACCUAUUAAUCUUUCACAUAACAUUAUUUAUGGAUAUUUAUGCACAAAGAUCUAAAAUACCUAAUGAUAUCCUAUUCCAGUUUUCUCUUUCAGUAUAAUAUACA
Phaedon cochleariae (mustard beetle) is the source of this 2867-nucleotide messenger RNA. NCBI's taxonomy places the organism in Eukaryota, Metazoa, Arthropoda, Insecta, Coleoptera, Chrysomelidae. The record is from the annotation of a GenBank genome assembly.